CACUCCUCAGGUUUGGAGAGUUAGUAGUGUUAUUAUUAUAGUGUUGAAAGUAUUAAAAAGUAAGUAAGGAACACUCCUCAGGUUUGGAGAGUUAGUAGUGUUAUUAUUAUAGUGUUGAAAGUAUUAAAAAGUAAGUAAGGAACACUCCUCAGGUUUGGAGAGUUAGUGGGGGAAGACUCAGACAUAGAGGCCUGUGUUAGUAAGCAACUGUUCGUGGAGAAAAUGUUAGCACUCGAUCCUGCCACCUACACCGAACCAGGACUGAGAUGUUUCGAGAACUAUUUCAAAGAAGUUAAUGAGAAUGAGAUCAGAGAAACAAAGAACAGUCAGAAACUACCGGAUGAGGAAUGCGAACCUUUUAUUGGAACUGAUUACAUCUGGCGAUUAGUGAUAGAAGGUAGAGAGGAGCUGACUGAGUAUUCUAUAGCACUUCUCAAAGAUAUCUACAGUAGUGCUACUGUUACUAACCAGUUUGUUAGACAUAACGAGUUUAUCAAGACGUGUUUUACGAAAGCUCGGCAAUGUUUUUAUCAAUACGAGGUCCAGCAGUACCCAAAGCUCCUGGCUAGACAGACAAUCAGAAUACUGCACGUGCUUAGGGAGUAUGUGGUGGACAACAUGGACAAAAGUGUGACCGGGGUGGUACAUGAGGGUAUGACAACUCCCUCACACGAAAGAUCCUGGCAGGGAAUACCUGUCAUCAUCAUCGCACAGCUACUUGGACCUCACGAUAAGGUGCUGGAGAAUAUAGAAGUCCUAACCCACACUAACGAAACUCUAGGAACCAUCAGAAGGAACCUUGUAGCUCACAUUUGUAAGAACGAGGUUCCACCAACACCCCCUCACAUACAGCUGAAAGUUAACAACGAGGAACUGGCGCCGUCACUGGACAGAAAGGCGCUGAUACAGCUAGAUCUAAAAGACAGACAAGUGCUGACUGUGCGUGUGAUGACGUCACUCCACAUCAACUCUCCCAGCAGUUCCAGUACCAGCUCCGCCGACCUCUUCAACAGUCCUUGUAGUCCUAUCAAGCAAACCAAAUACAUCCCGUGGUUAUUGUACGUGAGCGACGUAGCAAUGCAUCACAAGCAGAUAGACCUGUGUGAUGCUGUCACUGCUAUCCUCAACAUAUUCCCUACAGAUAUGGAGAUAGAGCAGGAUAUAACAGAGCUAGCUGCUACUCAGGCUACGGAGGUGGUACAAUCACAAGAUGAGAACACAGAGACCCCAGCUCCAGCAGCAACAGACAGCUCCCUCUCCACCGCUAUAUUCCUGGACUCCAACUGUGGUGGCGUCAGGUACAAGCUAGAGAUAGUGUACGCGUUACUCAUGCCUGCUGUUCCCUCAGCUAAGAGUGUCAAGUUCAGAACAGACUUCAUUCUUGCCGGUGGUGUAGAAACAGUUUUAUCUCUACUGCAAAACGAGCGAUUCCUCUGUGGAGCGGAUAAGCAAACGAGGAGGAGCUGUCUGCAUAUCUUUGCGAAGAUAACAAAGUUUGUUCUCACCACCCUGUGUUAUGGAACUCUUGCUUUGUUCAAGAAGAAUACUCCGUCAUCUCGAGCCGCUCUGAACCUCCAGAACUCUCUCACCAGCAUUCCCAACCCUGCAAUUGAACGUGUGCUAAGGAACGCAGCACAUCACACCGUACAGAAUGAACUUGUAUUAGAGAGACUACAAAAGAAUGAGCAAGCUGUCCCUACCUUGAAGUAUAUCCAGGCGAUAUUUCGUUUGACACGAAGAUGCGCGUUUGGAUACGACUUGUUACCACAUCCUAUUAUAGUAAAUGAGGCUACAAUCAACAACAACAUACUUUUUGAGGAUGUCUGGCUGGCCCAGGAGCUGAUGGAGAAUCUGACGAUUUGUUUUAUGCAUCAGCCUCUUAUCCUGGAGGACCUGUUGGUGAACGAGGAAUUCAAGGAAUUUAUCGUAAACAUGAUACUCGUGUGCUCCAGUCAGUUUGUCCGACAGGUAGUAUCGGAUCAGCUCUAUAUAAUGUGUGUAAAGUGUUGCGUGGCUGGGAAAAGCGUCCUCGAUGUUAUCAAGCUUCUAUUUGAUAACCUUCACAAGACAGAGGACUAUGGUGAUAACAGUUGUUUCUACUUCGGACUACUCAGUAGAAUCCUCGCCUGUGCCGCACAUCAUAAUAUAAUCGUUUGUAACAGCGACUCUCUCCUAGAACAAGAGGUCGCAUGGUUGAAGAGUAUUGAACAUCAUAACAAGUUUCAUCCUCUCAACGAAACACUUCUCAAAGGGCAUCUCCAGAUCUGCCGAGAGCUGGUUUCAAUCUCUUCUCUGCCCACUAAACUGUUGCUGGGUAGCCAAGAUAACGGACCUUUACUUCUUCCCUCUCUCCUCUUCAAUUAUCUCUUCCCUGCAAGCAAGAUGUUGUUGGAUCAGAGAAGGUUUCCUGAUAUUGAGAUUAGAGACGAUCUUCCAAUCUGCCAGACCCCUCAAACACAGGAAGCUGCAUUUAAUCUAGUUGGAGCACUGUGUAAAGGCUGCUUAGAAAACCUUGGAUUUGUCGUUAACUCCACGAAAGAGCUGUUCUACUCCGAACAGAACUUACUCAACUCCUGGGAAUUUCCACCUUCUAUCCACCCUAGGAACCCAAAAGGAUUUGUUGGACUAAAGAACGGCGGAGCGACCUGUUACAUGAACGCAGUUCUGCAACAGGUCGCUGGAAUCACAAUGAACUACCCGAUUUGUUGGACUAAAGAACGGCGGAGCGACCUGUUACAUGAACGCAGUUCUGCAACAGGUCGCUGGAAUCACAAUGAACUACCCGUAGGAUUUGUUGGACUAAAGAACGGCGGAGCGACCUGUUACAUGAACGCAGUUCUGCAACAGCUCUACAUGAUCCCCCAUAUCCGAGCUAACCUGCUAUCUUUGCCUUGUUUGGAGGAGGAUGGGAGCGAAGAGGAGGAGGGGGACGAAAGGAAGGAGGGCGAGGAGGGGGAGGAGGGGGAGAUGUCCCCAGCUAAGCUUCAUCACCUCGGUGUUGCUAAACAGGUUCAAUCAAUAUUCUGUGCUCUAAAAGAAUCAAAACACCAAUACUACACCCCUGACGGUUUCUGGAGAGCGUUUAAACUGUGGGGAGAGCCGGUGAACCUGCGGGAGCAACACGAUAGUCUGGAGUUCUUCAACGCUCUUCUCGAUAACCUGGUCGAGGGAACUAAAGCUCUCCAGCAGCCGCCUUUUAUAACGGAGAUGCUGGAGGGGAGCUUCGCUGAUCAGAAGAUUUGUAAAGAUUGUCCUCACAGGUACACACGGAUAGAACCCUUUCUUUCUAUUUCUGUAGAUGUUAGGAACCACGAGAAUCUCACAGAUAGUUUGGAUGAAUUCGUUAAGGGUGACCUGUUAGAAGGGAACAAUGCGUACCACUGUGAACUGUGUGACAAGAAGGUAGACACCGUGAAACGGCUCUGUUUCCAGCGACUGCCAAACAUCUUGGCUAUUCAACUCAAACGGUUUGGCUAUGAUUGGGAGAGGGAGUGUGCUGUAAAGUAUAACGACUAUUUCGAGUUCCCUGACACCCUAUCAAUGGAGAGGUACACUGUGGACUUCCUGUCCAGGAUUGAGGAGACCGCUGCUCAUCAGAUGAUCGAGACAGGUGAUAGACAAGACAUUCCGACUCCAUCAGACCACUCAAACUAUCGACUGGUGGGUGUGGUGGUACACAGUGGUCAGGCGAGUGGGGGUCACUAUUACAGCUACAUAAAGCAGAGGAUUAAUGAGGAGAGUGGUGUUGUUGAUAAGUGGUACAGGUUCGAUGAUGUGGAUGUUUCCGAGUGUAAUGUUGAUCAGGAGGGUCAGAUGGCUCGACUAUGUUUCGGAGGAGACAGCAAUGACGCAGACUCUCCGGACAAGAAGCCAAUCGGGCGGGCUCAGAAGAGGUGGUGGAACGCCUACAUUCUCUUCUACGAAAGAGUGGAACCCUCUCCACCGGAACCAGCACCCGCUGAGGAGCUGACUGGAGAGGGUGAUGAUGUGAAGGUGAUUUGUGAGGCGGUGAUGGAUCUUAAUUUAAAGUACGACCCUCCGGCUGUAAGUCGUAGCAGGCAGUUGUUCGGACUGACGUCUGGAAGUGGGGGCGGUAUAUCCUUUCCUUCGGAAGUACGGGCUGGUAAAGAACUCCUCAACUCUCAUUACCAUGCUCUCGGAUCUACUCUUUAG
Messenger RNA from Bolinopsis microptera, 4173 nucleotides. RefSeq names its product probable ubiquitin carboxyl-terminal hydrolase FAF-X. Lineage: Eukaryota; Metazoa; Ctenophora; Tentaculata; Lobata; Bolinopsidae. The coding region runs from base 223 to 4173 and encodes 1316 amino acids. Gene Ontology annotation, molecular function: cysteine-type deubiquitinase activity. The record is from RefSeq and is a predicted model, not a curated record. Gene Ontology annotation, cellular component: cytosol; nucleus. The transcript has 32 exons. Gene Ontology annotation, biological process: cell migration; protein deubiquitination.